Suhomyces tanzawaensis NRRL Y-17324 is the source of this 3380-nucleotide messenger RNA. RefSeq lists its product as uncharacterized. Bases 51 to 3146 code for a protein of 1031 amino acids. Gene Ontology annotation, molecular function: RNA binding; protein binding. The transcript has a single exon. The record is from RefSeq and is a predicted model, not a curated record. Gene Ontology annotation, biological process: nuclear-transcribed mRNA catabolic process, nonsense-mediated decay. NCBI's taxonomy places the organism in Eukaryota, Fungi, Ascomycota, Pichiomycetes, Serinales, Debaryomycetaceae. Gene Ontology annotation, cellular component: exon-exon junction complex; cytoplasm.
GCUAUCUUCAUCAUUUCACCAAUCUCUGUCAUAAGUCAACAACUACAUUUAUGUCAGUGCCUGCCUCCCGAAGAGCACAACUAUAUGACCUCAACAUCAGGGCAUGGAGCGGAGAGCUGGUUUUCCGAGUCUCUGCUAAGCCUGACUCCUCGUUAAAGAAGAACACCGCUUUUAUCAAAAAGGUCAGAACUUCCAUACAUCACGAACAGAAAGCCAGUAUUCUCCAGGAUAUCCAGUUAGUGUCGCUCGAAAAAUACCUUUCAGAGAUCAUCGUGGCGGUUUCGGAGGGGCUACGCAAAGUCACCAAGAACGAUGACAUCUGGGCAGCUGUGGAGGUGAUUUCAGCGCUACACCAGCGGUUCUCCAGCCAAUUCACUCCAUACUUGUUGGUCAACAUGCUCACAGCAUUGUCUACCAAGCAGAGUGGCGUAUUGGUGUCAGAGGAGGUGUAUAGAAGCAGAGCCAAGAGUCUUUUCAACUUAUUGGUAGAGUUCUUUUGCGUGGGGGUAUUUCGAACCUUGAAAGAUUGCGACAAAGAGAUCAUUCCCGAGCCCAUCCUUGCCAAGUUCGGCAAGUCUGCAUCCCAGCCGAUUUUGGUUUUGGUACUAAAGGAUUUAUUGAACUAUGAGUUCACAGAAGGAGGCUCGCUACCAGUGGCAGUGUCUUUUGUUAAACGAUUCUCAUUUUUACUUGAAAAUGAACAACAACCCGAGCUAAAUAUUCAGGAAGUUUUGUCUGUGAUCUUCCGUAGAUACACUGAGGUUGUGCUCGAAAGAGCAAAAGUUUUGGCGGACCAGGUUCACAAGUUGGAAGUACGAAACCAUAAAGCAUCUAUUAGAACUGGUAAAUUCUUGGAGGAAAUCGUGACAGAACUAGAGGAGACAAGUGAACUUUUCGAAAACUUCAAGGCUGCUGGGAUUACGCUAGGAGAGGCCUUGGAUAUGCCAGUUCCCGAAUUUAGUCAAGCGACAGAAACCCUUGAAAAUUCUGAUGCAGUGGUAGAGGUUGUUAAGAGCAAGUCAGGCAAUGAAGACGACAUGGAAGGAGUUUGGGAAGACAUCAAGCAAAAGAAUUUUUACACCAAGAUUCCCAAAUUGUCGGAACUAGAGAAAACACUUCCAGAACAGUUUGAAGAAAUAAAGACGUCGCUGUUAGAUGGUGAAAAGAUCUCUCUCUUUCUAAACGAAAUGGAUGAGGUGGACGAUUCCACCCUAGAGCCACUUGUGGUUCUUUUCAAUGAAUUGAACAUUAAUAACAAAGCUACUAGGAACAGGAUUCUCCGCUUUUUCAUGGACAGUCCUAAUAUGAGUACUUUGAGAUAUUACGCAAAAUUCUUGAAGAUCAAUGAGGAAAAUUUUAGUGAAUUAAUUGAGGAGUUGGUAGAUAAUUUGGAUAAAGGCUUCAGAAGUCAGAUCUAUCACAAUAGCAUUAGUUUCAGGUAUAUUUACUUCUUCGUGGAGAUGAUAAAAUUCAAGUUGAUCCCUACACAUGUUAUUUUUCACAAAAUCCGUGUUUUGACCAUCAGAAUAGGUGAUCCUGGUGCCAUCGAUCUUUUGUCAAUCCUCUAUGAACGAGUCGGAAGAUUCUUGCUCAAUGAACCAGAGUAUAAAGAGUUGAUGCAAGAGAUGGUCGAAAUACUCAAACAGAAACAAAGGAGUGCUCACGGAAUAAACGAAAAGUUGGCCAUUAAUAACCUAUUGAUUAUAAUUGAUCCCCCUAUCAUUAAAGUUAAUCAGGAGAAAAAGGUUGUAUUAACACCUAUCCAACAAUUUGUGUACCGGCUAGUUAGAGUUGAACUCAAGCACUCAACAUUCAAGAUAAUCUUCAGUAUUUUCAAGGAAUUACAGUUGGAUUCGGAGGAGAUUAUUGGGCCUGUUUUGGAUUGUUUUACACAUCCCGAAUCAAUCAAUUACGACGACCUUCCUUUCUUGGCCAAAUUAAUUCCCUCGUCUAACAAGUACAAAUCAUUAAGGAUAAGAAUUAUAGAUACAUUGAUAGAACAAGUCAAGCGUGGAUUGGAGCUAAAUGAUUACAGAUCUAACCGUACCAGGAUGACCCAGAUAAAGUAUUUUGGAGAGUUAUAUAAUCAGGAAUUGUUGAGCUUCAAAACUAUUAUAGAUUUGAUGUACAAAAUCAUCUGUUCGGGCCAUCCAAACAAUCAGCUAUUGCCAGGUUACGAAGUUACUUCCGAUCCUCCUGACAACUUUUUCCGAGUUCAAAUGUGUUGCUCCUUAUUAUUGUCGAUGAAAGGCGAUCUAUUUGCGGAGUCUGGAAUAAAGUCAAAGCCUGCUAGGUCAAAGAAGUUCUCAUUGGCCAAGACCAUCGAAAGAAAGAAGGAAUUGUUGAAAGUUUUCCUCGUGUUCUUUCAAUAUUAUGUGUUCUGCAAAAAUGGACCAGUUCCAAUGGAAAUUGAAUUUCAGUUGAACGAUGUGUUUGUCAAGUACAGUCUGGUCUCCGAGAGAUAUAAUAGUUUCAAAGAGACUGUAGCAAGACUUCAGGAAAUUGUUCAAGAGAAGGGUUUACAGAAUGAUCUGAAUCGGGAAGAUGAAUAUGACGACGAAGACGAUGUCGACGACUUCGACGAUGAGGUUGACUUCUACGACGAAGAAGAUGACGAUAAUGAAGACGACGAAGAAGAAGAAGAUUUGGUUGAGGAAGAAGAAGACGAUGAGAAAGAAGAAGACGACGACGAAGAAGAAGAGGAUGACGAAGAAGAAGACAGCACAACUGAUGAAGAAUCCACAUCUGAAGGUGAAUCAGAAGAUUAUGAUGCUGAGACUCCUCCUCGCCGAGUUAUUACAGAAAAAGAAAAGCUCAAGAUUGCUGAAGAUAAACAAUUCGAGGAAGAUAUGGAGAGACAAUUCCAACAGAUGGUAAGUGAAUCGUACGAAUUAAGCAAGGGAAGCAGUGCGUUAGGGAAGAGGUUAAACAUGCCUUCAGUUUCUCAGUAUGCAAGGACUGAGGAAGUUCCAGUACAAGGAUCAAAGAUGUCUUUCAGCUUAUUGACCAAGGCUGGAAAGAAGACCAGCGCCAAACAGGUCAAUAUACCGACUGACACCAAUUUUGCAGCUACAAUAUUGAAGGAGAGAGCAAACCAGAAGCAGGAUAAAGCGAGAAUUAUGGAUUUGGUGUACGAAAUGGAUUAAAAAACUUUGUAAAUAUACUCAAUUAUUUAGUCACGUCCUCAGUGUGACCAAACAUGCUUGUUUCUCAGGAAGAAUUGUAUCCUCCAUUUUAUAGCUAUUUUACAACCUACGUUAAAGUGUAAAUAUCUUGUCGCAUAAGGGCAUAACUUGGUAUUUUAGUAGAACACCAUGACGUUUUAUAUUAUAAUACAGAAUAUCUUUGUUAUCGAGGUACUCUAAGGAACUCUCCAAAGC